Messenger RNA from Papilio xuthus (Asian swallowtail), 2000 nucleotides. RefSeq names its product major facilitator superfamily domain-containing protein rtet. The transcript has 8 exons. NCBI's taxonomy places the organism in Eukaryota, Metazoa, Arthropoda, Insecta, Lepidoptera, Papilionidae. Bases 196 to 1761 code for a protein of 521 amino acids. Gene Ontology annotation, cellular component: brush border membrane. Gene Ontology annotation, biological process: transmembrane transport. The record is from RefSeq and is a predicted model, not a curated record. Gene Ontology annotation, molecular function: transmembrane transporter activity.
CGUUUAAGUUCUGUUAAUUUUAAUUUGACGUUGGCGGGUUUGCGGCUGGUGAUGGAGGGAGGAAGUGGAAGUGAAAGUUCUUCUUUAAAACAAGUUCUAUUGAUGUUGUAUUAGUAUUUUAAUAAUUAGAUGGAUUUAGAAGUUCCUCAGUGUAAAAUCACUCCAUUCGUCAUUCUUGAUAGCUUUUCAUAAACAAUGGAUCACUUACCUAUAGAUGGCUUAAAAUAUAGAAAAAAUAACAACAACUAUAAAGAAAAUGGUUUGCUUGAUAACGAAAUUAAAUUAAACAAUAAAAGCGAUGAUACACGAAAAGGAAAAGUUAUUGGCUUAGUGUUUGUGUCUUUGCUUCUGGAUCUUUUAGCUUUUACAAUGAUUUUACCAUUAUUGCCAUCAUUACUUGAUUAUUACGACAAGGAGGAGGGUAAAGGAAAUUCAUUGUAUGCAACUUUAGUAUAUGCUGUGAGAAGCUUCCAGAAGUUGACUGGUGCACCUGAUAGGUUUGCAUCAGUGCUGUUUGGAGGAGCACUGGGUUCUAUGUACAGUUUCUUGCAAUUCCUCACAAGUCCUAUUGUCGGCAGUUUAUCAGAUGCAUAUGGAAGAAAACCUAUGCUGUUAAUUUGUUUAUUAGGAAUAGCAUUGUCUCAUGCAUUAUGGAGUUGCGCAAGUACUUUCAGUAUGUUUGUAUUGGCUCGGUUCAUAGGAGGCUUGAGCAAGGCAAAUGUAAGCCUUAGUAUGGCUAUUGUCACAGAUGCUUCCGGAGAAAAGACAAGGGCACGUGGAAUGGCUCUCGUAGGUUUAGCAUUUUCCAUUGGAUUCAUAGUAGGUCCUAUGGCGGGCGCCUGGUUCGCGAAGACGAACGACGCUAACUUUGGCCUAUGGGGCCAGAGACCUGCUCUGUAUGCUCUCUCUUUGUCACUAGCCAACAUUGCACUUGUGUUUUUGUUUUUGCCAGAAACACUGUCAAAGGAUAAAAGAGCACCUCUCUCUCUGUCUCUCUCUAAAGCCAUCGAAUAUGUCUCCCCAUGGCACCUUUUGAAAUUCUCCGCUGUUGAGAAUCUGUCGCAACAUCAAAACAAAGUAUUAUCUAAAUUGGGACUGAUUUACUUCAUAUAUUUGUUUAUUUACUCUGGCCUCGAGUUUACAAUAACUUUCCUGACGCACCACACCUUUGCCUACACCGCUAUGCAGCAAGGGAAAAUGUUUCUAGUUAUCGGUGUGAUAAUGGCGGUGCUGCAAGGGGGCGCGGCGCGACGGCUGGGCCCGCGUGGUGCGGAGACUGUGGCGCGGUUGGCCCUAGCCCUUACGCCCGCCUCCUUCCUGUGCGUGGCUCUCGCAGCCUGCGCUGACCCCGCACUCUUAUCGCCCAUCGCCUGGCUGUGGGCAGGACUUGUAGUUUUCGCAGUGUCGACAGCAUUCGCGGUGUCGUGUAUGACGUCACUGGCAGCUGCGCAGGCGCCGGAAGGCGCGCGGGGUGCUGUGCUGGGGGCGCUGCGUUCGCUGGGCGCGCUCGCCCGUGCCGCCGGACCUCUCCUCGCCUCUGCAGUGUCCGGGCGAGCGGGUGCAGCUUAUAAGGAGAAUCUGCGUCUCAAGAAGGAACUGGAACAAUUGGAGGAAGAGAACAACAUGUUACGUCUUAAAUUCGAAAUCCUAUUGGACAUGAUGACUGACAAGACUGUUGAAGCGGAGCAGCAGCAGCAGACGGAUGUACAGCGUGCACAGAGCCUCAGCUCAUUGAAGAAGGCUAAAAAGCAGAAGUGGUGAAUGUAUUCAAGACUUCUGCUUCUUAAUAUUACUUUGGGAUUCGACUGCUGUAUUAAUGCAUAUUGUUGUCUUUCUUUUGUACAAUGACAAUGAAAGAGAUGAAAAUAAGAUAAAUACAAGACAGUGCAAAGUCCUCAUGUUAUCUUUUACUGUAAAUAUUAUUGUAACCAAUGAUCUCUAUAUAUAGAUCAAAACAUAUUGUUAAGUAAAAUAACAAUUAAACUGAUUACAUUGAAGAA